GUCCGCAGGCGAGUCAAUCCUCGCCGCUCGAAAGCCUUUGCUGGGAGAAACUUGCUACCGCGGCGGCUCUUUCGCUCCCUCGCCUGGCCCUGAUGCGAUCGCUCCCGGCUUGCCAAGCUCUGGGGCAGAAGCAGAAAAUCCUCGCCUUCGGAAUCGUCCGAGAAAAGCCUUCAUCUCCCGGGCGCCCGAGUUGGCAGCCCGCCUCUCAGCCUCGUCCCAGCGCCUCCGCACCUUCAGCCGGCUUAAGGAGUUCAAGUGACAACCCUGUCAGGAGGUGGGCUGAGAAAGAGUGACUACCCAGUCACCCAGUGAGCUUCCAAGGCUAAAGAGGAGAAGCUAAGGAUAAAUACAUUUAAAAUGUAUCCUGAAAAUCUGGCAGUUUUGCUAUUGCUGAUCCUUAGUUUUAUCAGCUCAGGAAAGCUUUGCAUGUGGCGCUCACCUAUUAAUGCGCUAGAAGAAGAAUACUUUUUACUUUGCUGCUCUGAGGGACCACGAGUUGAAGGACAAGUUGCUCAUUGGUAUAAAGAAAAAGAAGGAAAACAAGUGUUAGUUCAUCGAGAGAGCAGAAUUGAUUUGAAUGGGACGAAUUUGCAAUUUUGGCCAGUUGUACUGAAUGAUACUGGAAUCUAUGAUUGUUGUCUCAGCAAUGGAAUCCAGGAGAAACCCUGUAAGAAAUGGUCCUUAAACGUUGUCAAGAGAGAUAAAAACAAUUGUUUCACUGAAGAGCAUGUCCACACUGGAAUAGUUGGAGUAGUUGGGAAAAGCUAUUUUUUCACAUGCAGUGAUACAGACGACAGUGUAAAUGUUGUCGACCUAACAUGGUAUAAGAACUGCGUAGAGAUUGUUGAUAAAAGAGGAAAAGAAAAAUGGCACAUUGAUCAGUUAACAGAGGAGGAUGGUGGGAAAUAUACAUGUGUAAAAACAGUUGUUCAUGCAGGAAAGAGAUACAACAGCACAAGUACCACCCGUUUAAAAGUUAAAGGCACUGAAGAAAAUGUAACCCCAAAGCUGAUUGGACCUGAUCAUAAUGUUUUCAAAACUGAAAUAGGUAAAGAAGAAAUCCUCAAUUGUACAGUGUUUUUAGGUUAUUCGAAGAACUUUGUUCGAUUCCAGUAUGUGUUUUAUUGGAUUGAGUCAGGUGUUAUAAUAGAAACAUGUCAGAAGAGUAGUUCACUGUGUCAAAUGGAAGAAUAUGAAUAUGAUAAAGAUGGAAAAAAACAUGCUGUGAGUCAACUAUGGUUUAAAAGUGUUAAAGAAGAAGACAUCAAUUCUUUAUACACGUGCACCUUUACUGAAAAUAAACCUAUAACACAAACGUUUAUAUUACAAAAAGAAUCUAAUCCAGAUUUACCAGUUCAUGUCUUUACUACUGGAAUGAUAAUGGCCAUAAUGUUUUCCUUUGUUGCUGUAAUGAUGGUGAUUCUCUGUGUAAUAUUCAAGAUUGAGCUUUUUUUAUUGUUCAGAGUUAUAACAGGAAAGGAUGAAACAUUGGAAGAUGGAAAACUAUAUGAUGCAUUUGUGUCUUACCUGAAAGACUCUACACCAAUAUGUGGUGAAGAGAGAAAAUUUGCCCUGGAGAUACUACCUAAAACAUUAGAAGAUCAUUUUGGAUACAAGCUGUGCAUUUUUGAACGAGAUAUUUCUCCUGGAGGAGCUAUUGUUGAUGAUAUCCAAUCAUUCAUUGACAGAAGUCGAAGAUUAAUUAUUAUUCUGAGCCGAAACUAUAUCUCUGACCAAGUCAUGUUUGAGCUAGAGAUUGGAUUGCAUAAAGCCUUGGUUGAGAGAAAGAUCAAAGUCAUAUUAAUAGAGUACACGCCAAAAAGUUACUUUGAUUUCUUGCCCAAGUCUUUGGAACUUCUUUCUUCCAGCCAAGUGGUGAAAUGGAAAGAAGAAAAAUCACUGCCUUUAAAUUCUAAAUUUUGGAAAAAACUUCGCUAUGCCAUGCCUGCCAAGCCAACCAUGUCAGCUGUUUGCCAAGGGGUAACAUUGCAGGACAGACAGAAAAGAACAAGUGCGUUCUGUAUUACACCCAAGCCGUCAAUUGCCUGCUACUAGGUUUUCAUCGUUGUUGCUGGAGAUGGCUCAGUGUUGGAAGUAGAACUUGAAAGACAAGAACAUGUCCCCAGAUGCUCAGGUGCUGCAGAACUGGGGCUGGGGGCUUCAGGUUGCCCCACCUAUUUCAUUAAGCUUGGUUUCAGGAAUCUCUUUAUGUUUUUUGGCUCAAUAUGUAGAUUCCAUACUGUUGUCCUUUUUUUAUAAGAUGUGUCAAAAGGGAAGACUUCUGCCUUACAGAAUUAUUUGCAAAAUGGGGGUCCAAUGUCAACAUGUCAAAGAACAAGCAUGUUUCCUUUGUAUUUGAUUGAUCUUUGUACCUAAAUGCAGUAGAUGCUGAUGAAGAAUAAGAAGCCCCAUGAAAUGCAAGAGAGGCAGAUCAAAACACUGCAACAUCAACUAGAAUGAUGCAGAAGAUGUAAGCUUCAUGAUAGCCCUGUUGAGAGAUGGUUGACUUACUGUUUACAUUGUCCCCAAUUAAUAGCAAGAACUAUGUUUGGAGUUCAGCUCUGUGUAUGUGUUUGUGUGAGAGAGCAACACUGGGAAAAAACACUGAAAGACACCAAUUAUAUGAGAAAUCAUUGAGUCUUGUGUUACUUAAACUUGGUGCAGGAAUCCAUAACCUGACUCAGCCACAGUUUUACUUUUCAUCUGGGCAUUGCUCACAUGAAAUACGUUUAAAAGGAACAGCUGCCAUGGCAAUACUCUACUUUUACAGAAACUCCAUUUUUACAGAAACCCUUAGGUGUCCAUAGAUGAAUAUAGCAUCUGUCUACAACUGUGAUGGAGGACUUGGAUGAGGAGGUUCAAGGACAGAAGCAUUUCUU
This is a messenger RNA of Python bivittatus (Burmese python), 2879 nucleotides long. RefSeq names its product interleukin 18 receptor 1 (gene IL18R1). Gene Ontology annotation, molecular function: interleukin-1 receptor activity; interleukin-18 receptor activity; interleukin-18 binding. Gene Ontology annotation, biological process: interleukin-18-mediated signaling pathway; positive regulation of type II interferon production. The record is from RefSeq and is a predicted model, not a curated record. NCBI's taxonomy places the organism in Eukaryota, Metazoa, Chordata, Lepidosauria, Squamata, Pythonidae.